Purpureocillium lilacinum is the source of this 501-nucleotide messenger RNA. RefSeq lists its product as uncharacterized. Lineage: Eukaryota; Fungi; Ascomycota; Sordariomycetes; Hypocreales; Ophiocordycipitaceae. The record is from RefSeq and is a predicted model, not a curated record.
AUGGCUUCACGUUGUGAUGCGCGACCUAGGAUCCUUGUGCCGUCUUUUAAAAGGCUGCUCUCACCCGCGCCUCCACCCCCAUCCGGAUCUUCUCUCCCCCUGCAAUCCAUCGCGACCUACCAUCGCCUCUCCUCCGACUCCAUGGCUAGACUGAUUACGGCCGUCUCCAUCGCUCUGUCCAUCCUCGCGACGCAGAGCAAAGCACAAAUCCCGUCGGUUGUGCUGUUGCCAAGGACUGCGACCGAUUGCAUCACCACCAUGACCAUCACGUACUCGCGGUUGCCCACGCCGCCAUACUGGCCGCAGUGCUCGUUUGACGGCACGGAGCGCAUCUACACGUCGACGGUGACGGCGUCGCACGCGGUCGACUGCCACGGGUGCAACCAGGUGGCGGUCAGGGGGUGGCCUGAGGUGCACUGCCCGGCGAUGAUUAUCACGGCGUCGGUGACGGAGGCGACGCCGUUGACGACGCGUGAGACGGUGUGUGCGGCGAGUCGAUAG